AUGUCGAAUAAAGGGUGCUUACGAGGGCGUAUUGCCCUAGUAACGGGUUCCACCAGUGGAAUAGGAUUAGCAAUAGCGGAAAGAUUGGCUGAAGAUGGAGCUAAGGUCAUCGUAUCAAGCAGAAUUCAAGAAAACGUCGAUUGUGCCGUAAAAAAAUUAACAUGUAAAGGUUACGAUGUCUGUGGAAUAGCCUGUCACAUAGCCGACCCCGAACAUAGGAAAAGGGUGAUUGAGCUGGUGGAAAAAAUGGGAGGCUUGGACAUAUUUGUUCAAUGUGCAGGAGUGAAUCCUUUCAUAGGUCCUAUUUUGGACAUUCCCGAAGAAAAAUGGGACAAAACCAUUGGAGUCAAUUUAAAGGCCACUUGGCAACUGACUUGCGACCUCGCCAGGUUUUUGAAAAAAAGUAAAAACGGACGGAUCAUUUAUAAUUCCUCAAUGAGUGCCUACAUGCCAGUUUGGGUAAUACACAAUAUACUCAAUAUACUUUUAUCUCCCAUUUUUAAGAUUUUCCAUCUUACUUUAUCCUCAUACCUAGUAUUCCAACAAAAUAAAUUUCUCUUUUAAGAACCUAG
Molecule: messenger RNA, 572 nt
Organism: Phyllotreta striolata
Lineage: Eukaryota; Metazoa; Arthropoda; Insecta; Coleoptera; Chrysomelidae
Source: the annotation of a GenBank genome assembly